AUGGACGAAGGAGAUGAAAACUUGCAUUGUUUGGCAGGCACGUCUGGUGAUGCUCCUGGAGGUUUAAUCAUCAAAAAGAAGGAUAAACCUCAGGAAUUUCAAUUUGCUAAACCUUCUUUACUAGGCUUGGAUAAAUUAGCAGCGGCAAAAAGAAAACAAAGUAGAUUAAUUUCGUUCCAAGAUGAAGAAAACGAAGCCGAAAACGCUGAAGACAACAAUGACGCUACAGGUGUUAAAGGAAGAAAGUAUAGAAAGCAUAAUGAAGAAACACCAACAUAUACAGGCGGACUGUCUGAACAAGCACGAGAAAGGAUGCUAGAAAGAUUACAAAAAAAAGAAAAAGAAUCAAAAGAGAAAGGGGUUCAUUAUUCCACAAAAGAAGAAAAAAAGUCUAGAUCAAAAUAUGAAGAGGAUGACCGCUAUUACCAUAAUCGCUAUGAGAGACGUGAUCGUGAUAGGGACAGAAGAAAAGAUGAUGACUAUAGAGUAGAUAGAGAUAGAGGUAAAGACAGAAGAGAUUCGGAUAGAAGAGAUAGGGAUAGAGACAGAAGAGAUUCAGAAAGAGAUAGUUCAAGGAGAAGUUAUUAUGAACCCAGGUUUAAAGAUGAACCUAGAACCCCAAAUUUGAAGGUACUCAAGCCUACUGACAAAACAGCAUGGGAUGAGGACGAUGAUGAUCCAAAAGGUGCAGUUCGAAAAUCAAGUUGGGACUUCCCAACUCCACUGCCACGGGAUUCAAGUGCUGGUGAAAAAUCACAACGCAGUGAGAGGGGACGGCCAUUAAGGGAUAGUAAAGGAAGACCUUAUGAAUACACUCCUAGAGCGACGCCGCACAAAUGGGCAUCUUCUCGACGUGGAAUAGACAUAGACGACCCAGAUUGGGAGGAAGCUGAGAAGAAACUGGACCGAGCUUGGUACAAUAUGGGUGAAGGUGAGACGGACGAGUCGGACCCGUUCGCGGGCACGAGCGCCGAGUACAUCGCCCGGAAAGAGGAACAGAUAGAAAAGCGUCGCAACCGGAAGGUGUCCGCCCAGAGACAGCAAAUCGACCGCGACAACGAGCUGUGGGAACGGAACCGGAUGCUGACCAGCGGCGUGGUGCAUGCUGUGAAUCUGAACAGCGACAUGGACGAGGAAAGCGUGGACCGUGUCCAUCUCUUGGUGCACAAUAUAGUACCGCCUUUUUUGGAUGGUAGAAUUGUCUUCACCAAGCAACCGGAGCCCGUAAUACCGGUCAAAGAUCCAACAGCCGACAUGGCGAUAAACGCACGCAAAGGCUCUGCCUUAGUUAAAGCAUUCAGAGAACAAAAAGAAAGGAAGAAAGCACAGAAGAAACAUUGGAAACUAGAAGGAACUAAGCUAGGUAACAUUAUGGGUAUACAAAAGGAGAAAGAAGAAAUUGAAGACGAACCAACAAGACAGGCGUACAAAUACGCUGAGCAUUUGGAUAAAGAAGGUCAAGAACAAGAACCGGAAUCGAAGUCAGACUUCGUCAAAAAGAUGACGAUAUCCGAACAGAGACGCUACCUGCCCGUGUUCGCGGUGAGGGAAGAGCUCAUGCAGGUCAUUAGAGAGAAUAAUGUCAUUAUAAUUGUCGGCGAGACGGGCAGCGGCAAGACGACGCAGCUGACGCAGUACCUGCACGAGGAGGGCUUCACGCGCCUCGGCACCGUGGGCUGCACGCAGCCGCGCCGCGUCGCCGCCAUGUCCGUCGCCAAGCGCGUCUCCGACGAGAUGGGCUGCAAGCUGGGCGAAGAAGUCGGCUACGCGAUCCGUUUCGAAGACUGCACGUCACCCAACACAGUGAUCAAGUACAUGACAGACGGUAUCCUGCUCCGUGAAGGUCUAAGAGAACCAGACCUUGACAACUACUGCGCAAUCAUCAUGGACGAAGCUCACGAGCGUUCCCUGUCCACGGAUAUGCUGUUUGGACUUCUCAGAGAGGACAUUGAUGAACUAGACAUGGAAAAGCAGGUCAUGUAA
Molecule: messenger RNA, 1983 nt
Organism: Parnassius mnemosyne (clouded apollo)
Lineage: Eukaryota; Metazoa; Arthropoda; Insecta; Lepidoptera; Papilionidae
Source: the annotation of a GenBank genome assembly